This is a messenger RNA of Coregonus clupeaformis (lake whitefish), 1598 nucleotides long. It is a transcript of the gene npffr1l1, whose product is annotated as neuropeptide FF receptor 1 like 1. The record is from RefSeq and is a predicted model, not a curated record. The coding region runs from base 1 to 1245 and encodes 414 amino acids. Lineage: Eukaryota; Metazoa; Chordata; Actinopteri; Salmoniformes; Salmonidae. The transcript is spliced from 3 exons. Gene Ontology annotation, molecular function: peptide binding; neuropeptide receptor activity. Gene Ontology annotation, biological process: G protein-coupled receptor signaling pathway. Gene Ontology annotation, cellular component: membrane.
AUGGAGAUUGCGUCACUGAAUGAAACUGCUCUGAACAGCACCAUGGACAGCGCCACUAUGGACAGAGCCAACCGCACCUAUAUGCCUUAUUACCUGCACUCCACUGGCAUGUCCGUCAUCUAUAUCCUGUGCUAUGUGGCGGUUCUCCUGCUCUGCAUCGGGGGGAACGUGCUGGUCUCCCUGGUGGUCCUCCGGAACCGCAACAUGCGCUCCGUCACCAACCUCUUUAUCCUCAACUUGGCCAUCAGUGACCUGCUCAUUGGAGUGUUCUGCGUUCCAACGACUUUGAUUGACAGCCUAAUAUCAGGAUGGCCAUUUGGCCAGAUUACAUGCACCAUGAGCAACCUGGUCCAGGGGAUGUCAGUGUCAGCAUCAGUCUUCACUCUGGUGGCCAUAGCUGUUGACAGGUUCACAGGUAUUGUGUACCCCUUUAGACAUCGAAUGAGGCCUGUGACUGCUCUCCUCACUAUCCUCUUCAUCUGGGUGCUGGCGUUUGCUGUCAUCUGCCCCUCGGCCGCCACCCUGACCAUCAUUCACCUGGAGGACACCUACCUGGUCCAGGACAAACAGACCUACCCUGUCUUCGUCUGCUUCGAGAACUGGCCCCGACCCGAGAUGCGUCGGGUCUACACCAUGGUCAUCUUCGUGCAUGUGUACCUGGCCCCCCUGGGUGUCAUCAGCAUCAUGUAUGGCUGCAUCGUUGCCAAGCUCUCAGUCAACCUGAGGCAGGUGAGCCUGGCAGAGGUGCGGAGGGCCCACUCCCAACGCAGGGUUAAAGUGAUCAACAUGCUGAUCAUGGUGGCGGUGCUCUUCAUGGUGUCAUGGCUACCUCUGUGGACGCUGAUGCUGCUGACUGACUACAGGGAUCUGGACACGCAGCAGAUUGACUUCCUCAGCAGCUACCUGUUCCCUGUGGCCCACUGGCUGGCCUUCUUUAACAGCGGGAUUAACCCCAUCAUCUAUGGCUUCUUCAAUGAGAAUUUCCGCAGGGGGUUCCAGGCUGCAGUGGACUGCAGGUCCUGUUCACAAAAAACAACAACAGGGGUGGUUAAUACACGCUUUAACUUCCCGCCCCCUAACAGAGUAUUCAAUGAGAACCCUGAGUCCCCUGGUGGGAGGAAAGGCCACUGCUCCAAGGGCACUCCUAAGAUUAUCCCACAUGGAACCAAUGAAAUCCUCCUGGAUGACAUGAACAGGAAUGUUGCACUCAACAGGGUGAUUGGAGCCUGGGUGGAGGGACUCUAAUUAGGGCUGUGACGAUUAUAGAUUUUUGUAUAGAUUAAUUGUAAUGCUCAUAAUUGUAAUGUUUGUAGAUUUUUUUUUUGAGCUUGUAAUGCAUCAUAGUGCAUCUUAAAAAAUUAGCUAUGACAUACUUAAUGAAUACAACAUAGCUUUGUUGACACACCCCUCUCUCAAAAACAAAUAGUUUUGACCGCUGGGAACUUUUGGAAAUGAAGCUUCCCCUCCCAACCAUGCUGUUCUGCUUGCAAAAUGAUUACCAACAUUACCCACCCAUGGUGUAAAAAAAAACAUGCUAUUGAGAAAAAAAUAAAAACAUGCUAUUGAGAAGAAAAAAAUAUACUGCUAACUACAUCUAU